UGAGAAAUCACCUUUGGAUCGACGAGCUCCGCAACAUGGCCGCCUCUAGAUUACCAUUAGCCGCUCUGACUCUCAAACAGUUUUUACAGAGGCAGAGAGUUCUAGGAAUGUACAGAGAUUUGCUUCGAUCCAUCUGCAAAGUACCGAAUGAGUCCGACCGCAGAUAUCUGAGAGACUGGGCCAGAGAAGAGUUCAAGAGGAACAAGAGCGAAACGGAUCAGGAUGUGGUCCGUAUGAUGAUCACACAAGCACACAAUCAUCUGGAGGAUUUGAGAAAAUCUCUGGCUUUGGCUGGAUGCUGAAACUGUACAGCAGGACCGUCUGUGUCUUCUGUUUUUAACAACAGUCUGAAGAGAAAUAUUUGCUCUUUAUCUACAGACGUACAUUAUAACGUCAAAGGAGAUUUAUUUAAUAUUUUUUUCAUAUUUCAAAUGUAUGAAUAUUUAUCUUCUCAAUUUGCCAGAUGUAUGCUACAUAUCCUCCUGUGUUUUCAUAAUUGAUGUGCAGCUGAUUUCACAAUAAAUAAACAUAAAUGUCA
Triplophysa dalaica is the source of this 538-nucleotide messenger RNA. It is a transcript of the gene lyrm2, whose product is annotated as LYR motif containing 2. Gene Ontology annotation, cellular component: mitochondrion. NCBI's taxonomy places the organism in Eukaryota, Metazoa, Chordata, Actinopteri, Cypriniformes, Nemacheilidae. The record is from RefSeq and is a predicted model, not a curated record. The transcript is spliced from 3 exons. Bases 36 to 302 code for a protein of 88 amino acids.